AUGGCUGGGACAGGUGCUGCAUCACUAGCCCAUAAAUCCAUGAAUUCGGUUGUUCCAGGAUUACCCAAACAGCGGAAAAUAAAGAAGUUCACCAUGACCAAAUACACUAUCUAUGAGACUAGUAAGUCAAUGUACAUUGUGGGGAGUAAUAAACGAGAGACUAUGUUUCGAAUUUUGGAAAUCGACCUUACUAAGCCGAAGGAUGAAUUGUUUGUCGCCGAAGAUAAUGUAUUCUUUACCAGAAGUGAUGUGAUGAAGAUUUUACAGAAUAUUGAGGAAUCUGAGAAGGACGGUUUAAACAAAAAGUUGACGGGUCAUGGGCUGCUGGGUUUUAUCCGAUUUACUGAUUGUUACUAUUUGGUUGUUGUGACAAAGAUUAGUUAUGUGGCUGUUCUCGGGGGUCACUCAAUCUACCAUAUAGAUGACACACAGCUGGUGCCCAUUUCUGCUUCUUAUAAGAAGCCGGAUGCGACAGAAUCGAGGUUUUUAUCAACAUUUCAAAACAUUGAUUUGUCGAAAACGUUUUACUUCUGUUAUACAUAUGAUAUUACUAACACGCUUCAGACUAAUAUCUUAAGAAAAAAGUUAGAAGGUGUAGGAAGAGAAGAUAUAAUGGUUCCAUCUGGUAUCCCGGAUUACAAUGAAAUGUUCAUGUGGAACUCAUAUUUACUAUAUGAUGUUUUUUCAUGUAUUGAUACGGUAUAUGACUGGUUUCAGCCAAUAAUUCACGGAUUUAUUGACCAAGUUAACAUAUCAUUAGAAGGAAAGAGCAUAUUUGUGACAUUGCUUGCUAGGAGAUCGCACCACUUUGCAGGUGCAAGAUUCUUGAAAAGAGGAGUAAAUAACCAUGGAUAUGUAGCAAACGAAGUGGAAACUGAGCAGAUUGUUUCUGAUAUGGUAUUAACCUCAUUUCAUGCACCGGGUGCUAUGUAUUAUGAUAACGAUAGGUAUACCUCUUUCGUUCAACAUAGGGGUUCCAUACCGCUCUUCUGGUCUCAAGAAGCGUCUAAUUUAACGGCAAAACCCCCAAUUGAAAUAAAUGUUAUGGAUCCAUUUUAUAGUUCCGCAGCGAAGCACUUUGAUAAUCUAUUUCAACGGUAUGGAGGUGGUCCAAUACAAAUAUUGAAUUUAAUUAAGACAAAAGAAAAGAAUCCUAGGGAAACAAAAUUAUUGAUUGAAUUUGAAAACUGUGUGGAUUAUUUGAAUCAAUUUUUGCCAGAGGAAAAGAAGUUGCAGUAUAUGUCAUGGGACAUGAGCAGGGCUUCCAAAUCCCAUGGUCAGGUUGUAAUUGAAUUUUUAGAACGAUAUUCUAGUCAAACUUUGGAAACUACUGGUAUUUUCCACAAUGGAAAGACGUUCGCAACCACUAAAAUUCAGGAAGGAAUAUGCCGUACAAAUUGUAUUGACUGUCUAGAUAGGACUAAUGCAGCACAAUUUGUGAUUGGUAAGCGAGCUUUGGGUGUCCAGUUGCAUGCCCUUGGUAUAAUAGACAAUACUUACCUUGAGUACGAUUCAGAUAUUGUCGACAUACUUACGGAGUUAUUUCAUGAUCAUGGAGACACAAUUGCUCUUCAGUACGGUGGUUCUCAUUUAGUAAACACAAUGGAAACUUAUCGAAAGAUAAAUCAAUGGAGCUCUCACUCAAGGGAUAUGGUGGAGAGUAUAAAGAGAUUUUACAGCAAUUCAUUUGUUGAUGCACAAAGGCAGGAAGCCAUUAACCUAUUUUUGGGUCAUUACGUAUAUCAAGAGGGUCAACCGAUGCUGUGGGAUAUGAAUACGGAUUUUUAUCUGCAUAAUAUGUAUAACAUAGGAGAACCGAAGCGAAGUUUUACUCACUGGUGGAAUGAUUCCCACGUUCAAAGCUUUAGAGAAAUCAUCAAAAAGGAAAUAUUAGAGAAUAAUAACGAUGUUACUAGGGAAAAACUGAUUAAAUAUGUCCGCGGGUAUCCAUCUUCCUAUGACAAUUAUUGGAACGAAUAUUACAUGCCACGUUCUUUCGUAUCUUUCCAAGAUUUGUUUGCCUAUAAUAUGAAUUCGACCAGACAUUAUCACUCUGAGGAAAAGCAGAUAAACUCAUCAAUCUCGCCAUUUGUGUCUAAGAAACAAAGUUCGUUGAAUACAAAGUUGAGAACUCUUACGACAAAGGCAAACAGUUUCUCGAGGAAACAGAAAGAGGAUCCAAACCAUAUGUUGACUGAAAAGGAUGAAUUUGAUCUAUGCAAUUGGGAGUUAUUCAAAUCUAUAUCGAAAGCCAAAAAACUCGAAAGAAGAUUGGAUACUUAUACUAUCGAUAUAUGUCCUUUUAUCGAACGUAAUUCUAUCAAUGAUUCGGAAGCUACCCUGAAUGAGAGCUAUGAGCAACAUACACUAUACCCUUACUCCUUAUCAUUAAACAACAUUAUUAGUUCAACAGAAAAAGAUUUUUAUGAAAAUUCAAUGAGGAUUAGCUCCCAUAAUGCGCUUGAUGAUUAUCAGGAUUAUUUUGAUACUUCAUCUAUGGAAGUUAGUCAGGACCAACAGCGUAUUUAUCAAAAAUCCUUUACAAUUGGAAAGUUUGAAACAUUUCCCGCAUUUUAG
This is a messenger RNA of Eremothecium cymbalariae DBVPG#7215, 2577 nucleotides long. RefSeq names its product phosphatidylinositol-3,5-bisphosphate 5-phosphatase (gene FIG4). Gene Ontology annotation, molecular function: phosphatidylinositol-3,5-bisphosphate 5-phosphatase activity. The record is from RefSeq and is a predicted model, not a curated record. Lineage: Eukaryota; Fungi; Ascomycota; Saccharomycetes; Saccharomycetales; Saccharomycetaceae. Gene Ontology annotation, biological process: phosphatidylinositol dephosphorylation. The transcript has a single exon. Gene Ontology annotation, cellular component: intracellular membrane-bounded organelle. The coding region runs from base 1 to 2577 and encodes 858 amino acids.